Molecule: messenger RNA, 2046 nt
Organism: Triticum aestivum (bread wheat)
Lineage: Eukaryota; Viridiplantae; Streptophyta; Magnoliopsida; Poales; Poaceae
Product: thaumatin-like protein 1
Exons: 2
Coding region: 239-1258 (339 amino acids)
Source: RefSeq, a predicted model, not a curated record
CCGCCACCACCACCGUCCAUCACGAGCCUCCAGGUCCAAGUCCACCACUGUCCCCGCUCUCUCUCACGCUAGCUCUCUUCUUAUAAACCGGCCGCCACAUGGUUGCGGCCGGCAUUGCGCGCAUACCACCGUCCCGACCUCCAUCGAGCUCCUCCACUCCACCUGAAUCCAUCAAGCAACCCUACUCAUCUCCUGAUCGAUCGACCAUCUUGCUCCAUCGCCGGCUGCUGCUGCUGCAAUGGCGGCAACGACUCGCGGGCUGAUGCUCAACAUCUCCUGCCUCCUCCUCUUUCUGGGCUCGCUCCUCCCGGGUGCAUUGUCCACUACGUUCACGCUGACCAACUCCUGCGCCUACACGGUGUGGCCGGGCCUCCUGUCCGGCUCGGGCACGCCGGCGCUACCCACCACGGGCUUCGCGCUGGCGCCGGGGGAGUCGCGCGCCGUGGAAGCGCCCUCGGCGUGGUCGGGCCGCAUGUGGGGCCGCACCUUCUGCGGCACGGGCGCCGACGGGCGGUUCGCCUGCGCCACCUGCGACUGCGGCUCGGGCGCCGUGGAGUGCGCCGGCGGGGGCGCGGCGCCACCCUGCUCGCUCGCGGAGUUCACCCUCGACGGCUCCGGCAGCAAAGACUUCUACGACGUGAGCCUCGUGGACGGCUCUAACAUCCCCGUGGCCGUGCUCCCGCAGGGCGGCAGCGGAGAGGGGUGCGGCGCCACGGGGUGCCUGGCGGACCUGAACGGGCCGUGCCCGGCCGACCUGCGGGUGGCCGGGCCCGACGGCGCCGGCAUCGCCUGCAAGAGCGCGUGCGAGGCGUUCGGGCGGCCCGAGGACUGCUGCAGCGGCGCGUUCGCCGGCGGGCCCGAGGCGUGCCGCCCGUCGGCCUACUCCAUGUUCUUCAAGAACGCGUGCCCGCGCUCAUACAGCUACGCGUACGACGACGCCACCUCCACCUUCACUUGCGCCUCCGGCACCGCCGCCUACCUCGUCGUCUUCUGCCCCGCCGCCAUGUCCAGCCUCAAGUCGUCCGUCGUGAGCACAAGCACGAGCACCACGCCGGCGCUGCCCCACGUCAACGACACCGUCUCCUACCUGGGCCGUAGCCGCGACGCCGGCAGCGGCAGCGGGUGGCAGUACGCGCGGAGCUCGAGCCAGGCGUCGUCUUCAGCGCCGAGCCCCUUCGCCAUCGCGGCGGUCGCCGCGCUCACGUGGCUCUGCGGCAGCAGCGCCGGGCGCCACUGGCCGCUACUGUCUCCGUCCUAGCUAGCUAGCGCCAUGCAUGCCAGCACACGGCACGGCACCGCCCGGCGAGGUGCAUGCAAUGCAACGCAACAGCCACAUGCAGAUGGAGCCGACAGUUUGACCUCGCCUCGGGCCGUAGUGGUAGCAUCACCUGUAUAGAUUAUUGUAGCGAGUCUGAUUUAGCAAGCAAGCAAGCAACGCGGUGGAGAAAUUUUUUUGAAUCGAGCCGCCACCCAGAUCGCAGCAACCAGCUCGCCAUUUGUACUUUUUUACUACUCGUAUCAGAUUGGAGGAGAGAAGGGGACAUAGGCCAGGUGGGCCGGUACCUUCAUCACAUGGUCGACCAUGAGCUCUGCAGGCAGCACACUGCAGAACCCAGAUGUGGGCGACGUUCCCCAUCUCGAGACAGACGUGACAUCAUCGGGGUCACGAGGGAUCAGUGCAAAGGUGGCCGGCCUUGUUGGCUACUGCUUGUCCGUCAGGUCAGGUCAGGUGGUGCCAAAUUGCCAGUUAGCACGCGCAGCUGCACUGUGGGAGCUUCAGUCGCGCAUGUGUCUACUUGCAAAAAGGAAGAACCAUAUGUGUCCUCCGGCUCUAGCUAGAUAGAUUCUGGUGAAUCUUGGCCCAAAGUUGCAUGUUGCUCCAUCUUUUUUUUCGUACGCAUCUUCUUCUUCUUCUUUUGAUCUGUUUUGUAAUCCAAGAUCCUAUAUGUUUUGAUUAGAUUCUUGUGGAGCCCCUUGUCGGCUCCAAAUGUGGCACUCGCAGAUCCCCUGCAACUUGGCCUCGCUACCUCCACAGCAACAUUAUAA